This is a messenger RNA of Canis lupus familiaris (dog), 2469 nucleotides long. It is a transcript of the gene OSGIN1, whose product is annotated as oxidative stress induced growth inhibitor 1. Bases 183 to 2126 code for a protein of 647 amino acids. Gene Ontology annotation, molecular function: oxidoreductase activity. The record is from RefSeq and is a predicted model, not a curated record. The transcript is spliced from 7 exons. NCBI's taxonomy places the organism in Eukaryota, Metazoa, Chordata, Mammalia, Carnivora, Canidae.
CGUCAGAGAUGCCCAGGAUCCCCACAGGCCUGGUGACCUGGUCCGCUCCCACACCACAGAUGAGGAGACAGAGUCUUCCAGAGGCUCAGACCUUGGCUCCAGGCCAAACCCUUGAGCAGGUGCGCACGUCGCAGUGCUGGGCUGACCACGGUGGCACCUGGCCCAGACCAGGGCGCUGAAGCAUGCAACCACAGGGCCUCUCGCCCAGCUCCCUCUUGCUGGGGCCUCACCUUGGCAAGAUGUGCCCACUUCCGUGGUGCCCCCGUGGAGGCAGCGGUGCUGUGGUAGAGGCCUGCAGAGGGAGGAGCUGGGCCAGGCAGGCCCCCGCUCUGAGGCUUCCCCCUCCUGACUCCCCAGCCAGCACAGGGCAGGACUUUGUGAUGCGACAAACAGGACACCCUGGCCUCUUGUCCCCCUACCCUCCUGAUGCUACAUUCAAGUCAGGGGAGGGGGUGUCCCCCGAAGAAGGACCAGCUCCAGGGCGCCUGCCCCUCCCAGCCAUCACUGGUCACCUGUCACCUUGCAGCACCCACCCUGUUGGUCACCAAUUUACACAUCCAAACACACUGGGAAGUUGCAGACCAAAACCCUGGGAUGGGGAAGUGGACACAGCCAAGCGGCUGCUGGGGAAAGAUGCAGCCUGCACAAGAGGUCAGCUGCCAGCUCCGAGCUCCACACCAGCCACAGCCAUGAGCAACUGGAGGAAGGACCACCUCGGCACCAGCGCCUCGGAGCCCCUCCCUGUCCUCAUCAUCGGCAAUGGCCCCUCGGGCAUCUGCCUGUCCUACCUGCUGUCUGGCUACACCCCCUAUGUGAGACUGGAUGCUGUCCACCCACACCCACUGCUGCAGAGGAAGCUCGCGGAGGCUCCGGGGGUCUCCAUCCUAGACCAGGACCUGGAUUACCUGUCCGAAGGCCUUGAAGGCCGGUCCCAAAGCCCUGUGGCCCUGCUCUUUGAUGCCCUCCUGCGCCCGGACACAGACUUUGGGGGAAACAUGGAGUCCGUUCUCACCUGGAAGCACCAGAAGGAGCGAGCCAUCCCCCACAUGGUCCUAGGCCGGAACCUGCCUGGGGGAGCCUGGCAUUCCAUCGAAGGCUCCAUGGUGACUCUUAGCCAAGGCCAGUGGAUGGGGCUCCCAGACCUGCAGGUCAAGGAGUGGAUGUGCAGGAAGCGAAGAGGUCUUCGUAACAGCCGAGCCACGGCUGGGGACAUCGCUCACUACUACAGGGACUACGUGACCAAGAAGGGCCUGGGUCACAACUUUGUGUCCGGUGCCGUGGUCACGGCCGUGGAGUGGGGGACACCUGUGUCUGGUGGCUCCGGGGCUCCGGCCCCCAGCCCCCUCUUCCAGGUGAGCGGCGUCCUGACCACGGAGGACCAGAGCCAGCAGCCCUUCUCCCUAUGUGCCCGCAACGUGGUCCUGGCCACGGGCACGUCCGACAGCCCGGCGCGCCUGGGCAUCCCCGGGGAGGCCCUGCCCUUCGUCCACUACGAGCUUUCGGCCCUGGAGGCGGCCACAAGGGCCGGAACGGUGACCCCGGCCUCGGACCCUGUCCUCAUCGUCGGCGCUGGGCUGUCGGCCGCCGACGCGGUCCUCUACGCCCGCCACUACAACAUCCCCGUGAUCCACGCCUUCCGCCGCUCCGUGGAUGACCCCGGCCUGGUCUUCAACCAGCUGCCCAAGAUGCUGUACCCCGAGUACCACAAGGUGCAUCAGAUGAUGCGGGAGCAGUCCAUCCUGUCGCCCAGCCCCUACGAGGGCUACCGCAGCCUCCCCGAGCACCAGCUGCUGCUCCUCAAGGAGGACCGCCAGGCCGUGUUCCGGGACGCCCAGGGCCUCCAGAAGGUCUUUGGCGUUGCCCUGGUGCUGGUGCUCAUCGGCUCCCACCCGGACCUGUCCUUCCUCCCCGGGGCCGGCGCCAACCUGGCCGUGGACCCCGACCUACCACUGAGCGCCAAAAGGAACCCCAUCGACGUGGACCCUUUUACUUACCAGAGCACCCAGCAGGAGGGCCUGUACGCCGUGGGGCCCCUGGCUGGGGACAACUUUGUGCGGUUUGUGCAGGGUGGGGCCCUGGCAGUGGCCAGCUCCCUGCUGAGGAAGGAGGCCAGGAAGCCGCCCUAGCACCUGGCCUGGCAUCCUCGUACCCAGGCCCUAAAGAGGAAGGGAGAUGACCACGGCCCUGCUGGACGCCCCAGUGAGGGAAGGGGGCCUCUCCUGGCAGGAGACAGGAGGGGCCGUGAGCCCAGGCGACGGGCCUCUUGGAUGAAGAGGAGUGGGGAGCCCAGGCUGCCGGGACUCAGACUAGUACCAGGGUGGGAACAGAUGCUGCAGGCCAGGGGGGGCAGUGAUUUAGGGUGAAAGCUGCUGGUAAGAGCUGGGGUCACCAGGGCCAGCUGAGCCAAGAGGACUCCAGGCUCUACUGCUUCCAGAAUCAGGUUCCAAUUAAACCCAGUACCUGCCUCCA